This is a messenger RNA of Zingiber officinale, 1027 nucleotides long. RefSeq lists its product as uncharacterized. The coding region runs from base 1 to 651 and encodes 216 amino acids. Lineage: Eukaryota; Viridiplantae; Streptophyta; Magnoliopsida; Zingiberales; Zingiberaceae. The transcript is spliced from 3 exons. The record is from RefSeq and is a predicted model, not a curated record.
AUGAGUGAUAGAAAUAGAAUUCUAUCUUUUUCUUUCUCAGUACGGACGAAAGGCGACAGCUUCAAUCUGCGAGCUCUCACCGACGUCUCCCACACCUCCUCAACCCUCUCUUUCAGACCUCGCUCGCGCUUAUCCCUACCACAUCACCUCGUCAUCAUCGUCUUCUUCUUAAAUCCUCAUCAGAGCGGCGCCGUGGAGGAGCCCGAAGACUUGCAAUCCUCCUCCGUCUCUUCCUUCUACAGCGACGGCGACGAGGAGGAUGACUCGUCGUCCGCGAAUUCCACGGGCCCGCCGUCGGAAGAGGGGCCCCUUUUUGAGAUGUCUGCGCUCUUGCCCUUGCUUCCCGUCAAGAGAGGACUAUCAAAGCAUUACGAUGGGAAAUCACAGUCCUUUACAUCUCUUGCCAAUGUGGGGAGCUUGGAAGACCUAGCCAAGCCCGAUAGGUCAUUCAAAAAAAGGCUCAAGCUCUGCAAGAGCUAUGGAGGAAACUUGGAUUGCCACAUAGCACUCUCACCUAAAUCCAGAGCCAUCACAAAGAAGGUGUCUCCACUGGUAAAUGCCAGGAGACACAGCUUUGCAGGUCACAAGCCUCCUAUGUACCCACAGAGAUCUAACAGCGCUCUCUCAGGCCAAACCUUUUUGCUUGCCUAAGAGUUCCAAGAACUAACCUUGAUCACAACAAUACUGACACCAGACUGCCUGUUCCAUGUUCAGAAUGCAAGAAGCCUGUAGUAUUUUGUGAAAGACUGCAGCACCCACAAUCAACCAGGCCUACUGUAUUCACUAUUACUCUGUUGCAUGUAAUUUUUCCCCCCCCGGCAAAUCUCAUGCUGUUGGAUGAUUGUUUGUACAUAUAGCCGAUGUAAUCCUCCUCUUCCAGGUUAAAUUCCUCAUAUUUCCUAGAGAAACGUUUGUCAAUAACACGGCUACUGGAGAUCUGUUUCUUUUGCAACAUGAUUUGUAGAGCCUAGUGUUAGGCAACGUGUGGAUGUGGAAUAGAAAAUUACUGCAUUUUUUAUUUGUUAUA